Monascus purpureus is the source of this 2895-nucleotide messenger RNA. The record is from the annotation of a GenBank genome assembly. Lineage: Eukaryota; Fungi; Ascomycota; Eurotiomycetes; Eurotiales; Aspergillaceae.
AUCGUUUCCUAGGAACAUUCAACGGAAAUGGAUUCAUCGUUAUAGCAAGCUUUUUAUGCCAGCUGGCCUUCGCCACUUAUCUCUCCGUUCUUACAUCUAACCGUAAGGAGGAUAUCCUUUGGGGAGUCUUAUUAACUAGAUAGCAGUCUAUCCCCCUGUACAGGUGUACUCUCCAUUUGAUAUCAUUCAUUGUUAUCUGACUGGGAUAUUUAUUGGGCCGACUAUAUUCUUUUUUUUAUUAUCGGUUUCGGCUUUUAAAACAGAAAGAUGGAUUCUCUUAGUCCUGAGGAUAUGGCUCCUCCGUUCUGCAUUGGUCAGCAUGAGCCCAAUCGCAAGCUGCCUGUCACGCCGCUGGUAGUCCAGAAGGCACAUGAGAGCAAUUAUGAUAUGCUCACUACCCCGGUCACUACACCGUAUUUCCAUUCUCGAGUACUGUCCCAGCUAUCCUCCCAUCUCUCGAGCGCUCAAGCACCGACAUAUGACGCUAGCGGUACUCUGGCUACAACUCAGAGUACUCUUCCUUUGACCAUUUCCCCACUGUCAAUUGCAGAUACACACCUGACGCCUAAUGAGUCCACAUCUCAACUCAUUGGGGUUACCAGUACAUGGAUCGACCUGGGUUCUCCAGAUCCGCUGAUAGCCAACAUUUCUCGCCAGGUUUUGAUGUUGGAGGUUGCUUAUGCUGCAUUUUGUGGUAUUGGUUAUCUUCUGAUCCCUGGCCCAAAGCUUCACCAUGGGGAUAUGCAUUCCGAAGGGUUGGUGUAUUAUGCGAGGGCUGUCCAGGACGCUCUUAGCACAGCUCCUUAUAUGCAAGUACAUAUCUGGCUGAGAAUGCUCGAUAAUCCAGAUCUUGAGCUUGACGAGAUGGGCGACCUUGCUCCUUUAGCGCGGACGGAAUAUCUUCAUAAUAUAGACGGCGCGCCAUCAGGAAAGGUGGAUCCGCUAGGGACUUGGGAUGCUUGGGAUCUUAUCCGGAGAACUUGUAAAUAUCAUGGAAGAUUAUCCGUAGCACUUUCUUUACCGAAGCAGCUUCCUGCUACAUUCGUCCAGUCCCGGUGGCAUUCAGAGCCAGUACGACUACUUACUAUCGAUACAACGGUGUUUAUUAAGAACCAAAAAGGAUAUCCUGUCUUACCAAAGCCCCAUCAGGCUCUGAUUUCCAAGUUCAUGGGUCUGCGCAGUGCUCCAUGGAUUCUUCUCUGUGAUGUUGGACCGAUUCCAAACCUGGAUGAGGCUCAUGAAGACAAUGCUUCUGGCGUAUCUGGUGCGGAUUUUCCCAGUCUUUCUCAGGCUGCAACCUCGAACAAAAAGCAUUACGACCCGACUCCACACCUUUCGUACAUGAGGAAUCUCCAACAGCGACAGAGCUCUCGAAAUGCCAUUGAAAGAUUUGGAAUGGGAUAUCAAGACUACUUACAGGCGCCACUGCAGCCACUGACCGUCAAUUUGGAAAGCAUCACCUACGAAGUUUUUGAGAAGGAUCCCAUCAAGUACGAAUGGUAUGAGCGAGCCAUCGCGAAAGCGCUGAAUGACUGGGCUGAACAGAAGAAGCCUACAUCUGAUCCGAAGGGCAGAGUUGUCGUUGCUGUGGUUGGCGCAGGGAGAGGCCCCUUGGUAACCAGAGCCCUGCGAGCUAGCGCACAAACAGGCGUCGAGAUCGAUAUGUGGGCCGUGGAGAAGAAUCCUAAUGCCUUUGUCCUGUUGCAACGCCAUAACCAACAUAGUUGGGGAGGAAAGGUAUCCCUUGUCCAGUCGGACAUGAGGAGUUGGAAGGGCCCUCGAAGAGACGGGGAUGCCCCUGUCUCCCAUCUGGAGCUUCUGCAAGAUGCCGACUCCUUAGUACCUGAUAGCCCAGGGGUUGAAGCCGUUCAUACUCGUGUUGACAUUCUCAUCUCCGAACUACUGGGCUCCUUUGGCGACAACGAGCUAUCACCCGAGUGUUUAGAUGGGGUGACCCAUCUCCUCAACCCAGUGCAUGGCAUUUCCAUACCUGCAUCCUACUCUUCUCACCUCACGCCAAUAUCAGCCCCGAAGCUUCAUGCCGACGUCAUGAAUCAAACUUACUCUAAUCCUGCUGCCCCAGAGACCCCCUACGUGGUCAUGUUACAUGCGAUCGACUUCAUCUCUACCACCCAGUCAACUUUCCCCGUCGAUAGUCCUCCUGGGGACACCGGUAGCAACGUCAGCAGUAAUCGUUCUCGAUCAUCGGGACACAUAUCGCCCCCAUUACCAGUCAUGGAGCUUCCAACUCCACUCGUCCAAACGGCAUGGUCCUUUUCACACCCCAACAGGAACAUCCCCGCGCAGCCUCUAUCAUCGACAGCCUCAAACUCCCACAACAUCCGCCAAACUCGUCUCACCUUCCCCUGCCAGAACCGUGGCGUCUGCCACGGACUGGCGGGAUACUUUGAGACGGUGCUAUAUCGAGACGUAGAACUCUCGACGAACCCCGUAACAAUGGAUGCUAAAAGCGCCAAUAUGAUCAGUUGGUUUCCGAUAUACUUUCCACUGAAAACUCCCCUCAACGUCCCCGAUAAUGGCGAAAUAGUAAUAACCAUGUACCGACAAACGGACGACCGCAAAGUCUGGUACGAAUGGAUGGUUGAAGUUUUCUCCCUCGAACCGCCCUCCUCCGACCCUAGACAAGGACAGGAAUACUUUAGACAGCCGGCCCAUCAAAGUCAAGGCCACGGCUACAGACGCGUUCGAGUUGGGAUUAGCGAUCUGCACUCUAGCAUUAAGGAUGGGUGUCUUAUGUGAUUGUAAUUUCCAUCUUUCCAUGAUAUAGGAAGUUAAUAGCUUGAAAGUAGUCGGGAGAGUUUGUUGCCAGGGCUUAAUUUUGUUUGAUUCCAUAAGAUCUCACUAGCACAAAAUCACAUUGAUACACAUCUAUAA